AUGACACCGGUGUUUCCUGACGAGGUCAAUGUGGCGAGUCCAAUAAACUUCAAAGGAGACAACACUUCCUACCUCUGGCACCUUCGACUUGGCCACAUUGGCCAUGGUGGUCUAGACGCCAUCGUCAAGAAAGAUUACGGCAGUGGAAUCGGCAUGAAGUCUGUGCAGAAGUGGGAGUUUUGUAAAGGAUGCGCACUUGGCAAACAAACACGUGUGAGCUAUAUGCCCAAGUCACCCGACCGAGCACGUAUGUUGCUGGAGGUCAUUCACAGCGAUGUGUGUGGCCCCAUGAAAACUCCUACCUUCAGUGGAAAACGAUACUUUGUGACUUUCAUUGACGAAUACUCGCACUACUGUGUGGUGUAUCUGCUUCAAAACAAGUCUGAAGUAGCGACCAAGUUCGCUCAAUUUGUUGCGUUGGCGGAAACCCAAACUGGCAAACGUGUGAAGACUCUUCGAAGCGAUAAUGGUUGUGAGUACACUUCCAGAACGAUGUCCAAGUUCUGUGCGGACCAUGGUAUCAUGCAGAAAUUCACGCCGCCUUACACUCCUCAAUUGAACGGUGUCGCCGAGCGAAUGAAUCGGACAUUAGUGGAAAGCGCUCGUUGCAUGAUGGAACAUGCUGAGUUAUCCAAGUCGUAUUGGGGUGAGGCAGUCAUGACUGCGAACUGCCUACGUCUUCGCUGUCCAAGUCGUUCAACAAGUCACGACAAGUCACCCUACGAAGUAUGGAGUGGUAAGAAACCUAUACUUGCAAACCUGAAGGUGUUCGGUUGUCAUGCAUACGUGCAUGUGCCCAAGCCAAAGCGGUUCAAGCUCGAUGCAAGAUCGAUUCAGUGUCGGUUCAUUGGAUACUCCGACCAUGAAAAAGCGUACCGUUUCGAGGAGAUCAAGAGUCGUCGUGUACUGGUCAGUCGCGACGCACAGUUCAUGGAGAAUGUUUUCGACAGUGGGAGACGUGACUAUGUGCAAGAUGGAGCCGUCGUCGAAGAAGAAGCUUUUAUGGAAGAUGAGGAUGUACCUAUGGAGGACUACUCCUCUCAUGACACCAGCAACAUGAAUUUUGAAGAGGCUACAAUGGAUGGCGUUGAUGAACCCGGCGUUAAGAGACACCAACGCACACAGUCGCUCGAGGCCUUGGCCAACGCUCCUGAUGCGAAACGUCGAGCUCGAUACCUUACCAUGGCCGAGAUGUCUGCGACUGCUGAUACCAGUCACUCUGUUGAGACUGCCUACGUCGUGGAUUCAGUGGGAGAUUUACCAAGGACAUUCAAGUCAGCAAUGGAAUCCAGCGACGCAGUCAAGUGGAAAGAGGCUUGUGACUCCGAAAUAAAUUCCCUUCGUCAAAAUGAGACCUGGAAUCUCGUGCCGCUUCCACAGGGACGCAAGGCAAUUGGUAAUCGAUGGGUAUUUCGGGUAAAGGAGACCAGGGAUGGAAGAAUCGAGCGGUUCAAAGCGCGUUUGGUAGCCAAAGGUUUCUUACAGAAACAUGGCAUUGACUAUGACGAGACCUUCGCUCCUGUGGCCAAGUUCACAUCCAUCCGAGUUUUACUCAGCUUAGCGGUGAAGUACUCGUUCAUGAUUCACCAGAUGGAUGUCAAGACAGCAUAUCUAAAUGGACAUCUUGAGGAAGAUAUUUACAUGGCGCAGCCGGAUGGAUACGUUGAUGAAGAUCAUCCGGACUUUGUUUGCCAGCUAAAGCGCUCUCUAUAUGGUCUGAAGCAGUCCCCACGGAUGUGGAACCAGACCAUUGACAAGUUUAUGCUGGACUUGGAUUUUAAGAAGUGCAAGACCGACCAUUGA
Messenger RNA from Peronospora matthiolae, 1803 nucleotides. Lineage: Eukaryota; Oomycota; Peronosporomycetes; Peronosporales; Peronosporaceae. The record is from the annotation of a GenBank genome assembly.